Paramecium pentaurelia is the source of this 447-nucleotide messenger RNA. The record is from the annotation of a GenBank genome assembly. Lineage: Eukaryota; Ciliophora; Oligohymenophorea; Peniculida; Parameciidae.
AUGCUGAAAGCAUACAUAAGAAAAGGUAUAAAUGAAUAUUAAAAGAAAAGGAACAUCUUUAGUGUUGUUAUAUAGAUAUGAUGAAGCAUUAUAAAAUUUACACUAAUAAUAACCGAUUUAAUAAACUUUGACAAUUGGACUUAAUGGACGAGGUAAAAUGAAAAAUAUAUGUUAGGGUUAUAUUGUUUAUGGUGUAGGGAUGAUUAUUAGAAAGCAUUAGAAUAUCUUGAUAAAGCUUUGGCCAUUAAUCCUUAAUAUAUAUAUUCUUUACAUAACAAAAAUUUUAAUACAUUAGUUAAAGGUGAUUGCUUAUAUAAUAUGGGUCAAUAUGAAUAAGCUAUUGAAUGGUACGAUAAAGCUUUGGCCAUCGAUCCUUAAUAUAUAAAUUCUUUAAAUGGCAAAGGUAAAUUUUAAUACAUUAUCUAAGGUGAUUGCUCAAUGAAAUGA